UGUGUUUUGAACUAGCUUAGCUGCUCGGUUGAAACGACAAAACCCGGGUAUUUUUCAGCUUCUUUCACUGCUUUCAGUGCCGAAUCAGUUGUGUCUCAGACAGCGUAGAAUUAUUAUUAAAUUAUUCCCGUCUUUAUUCAGACAACCAACUAAACGCCUGUUAGUGUGAGCGACAUGGACAGUCGAAAGCGACCCAUGGGGCCAGCUGCUAGCUCGGAUGAGGAGUUCAAAACCCCGGAGAAGAGAGUGUCAGUGGUCCGAGGCUCGCCUCCGGACUCCGGCUUCAUGCGGUGGGGAGUCGAGGAAACUUGUCAAUACCUGCAAAGAGAAGGACUUGAAGAGUGGAAGGAUAAGUUCAGAGCUGAGAGGAUUACAGGUGUGGGACUGAGGUACCUUAAGGAUGAGGACCUGGAAAAGAUUGGCAUAAAGUGUCUCGGUGACCGUCUACGGAUUCUGCACAACCUCAGGAAACUGUGGCAGGUUGAAGCUGAGCCCAGCAAGGUCUUCAACGAUCCCAUCCAUGGCCACGUGGAGCUGCACCCACUUCUCAUUAAGAUCAUCGACACGCCUCAGUUUCAACGACUUCGAAACAUCAAGCAGCUUGGAGGGACGUAUUACGUUUUUCCUGGGGCCUCCCACAACCGCUUUGAACACAGCAUUGGGGUUGGGCACUUGGCUGGACGACUUGUUCAAGCUCUCAACGAGAAGCAGCCAGAACUCCUCAUCUCUCACAGGGACAUUCUUUGCGUGCAGAUUGCUGGACUCUGCCAUGACCUCGGACAUGGACCUUUUUCCCAUAUGUUCGAUGGCAUGUUUAUACCCAAAGCACGUCCAGGAAUUAAAUGGAAGCACGAGGCUGCCUCCCUAAAAAUGUUUGACUACCUUGUGGAUGACAACUGUCUCAGACCGGUCAUGGAGGAGCACGGUCUGGUGCUGCCAGAGGACCUGGACUUUAUCAAGGAGCAGAUCGCAGGACCAACAGAGAGCAGCUCAGAUCGAGGAGAGAAGUGGCCGUACAAAGGCCGUUCUAAAGAAAAGUCCUUCCUCUAUGAGAUUGUCGCUAACAAGAGGAACGGUAUCGAUGUGGAUAAAUGGGACUAUUUUGCAAGGGACUGCUAUCAUCUGGGCAUCCAGAACAACUUUGACUAUCAGCGCUUCCUAAAAUUUGCAAGGGUCUGUGAAGUGGAUGGAGAGAAGCACAUCUGCACAAGAGACAAGGAGGUGGGCAAUCUGUACGACAUGUUCCACACUAGGAACUGUCUCCACAGAAGAGCCUACCAGCACAAAGUGGGCAACAUCAUAGAGACAAUGAUCACUGAAGCUUUUUUAAAAGCAGAUCCACACAUCCACAUUGAAGGCUCUCAGGGAAACAUUUUCACUCUGUCCACAGCUAUUGAUGACAUGGUGGCCUACACAAAGCUGACAGAUAAUGUGUUUGAACAGAUCCUGAACUCGUCCAAUCAGAAGCUUGCAGAAUCAAGGCUGAUACUGAACAAAAUCAUCUGCCGCCAACUGUACAAGUGUCUGGGUCAAACCCAGCCGGACAAAGCCUUGACCGUCACUCAGGAAAAUAUUCACAUUUGGGAGGCAGAAUUGGCUCAGUCCAUCCCCCACAGUGGCUCUCCUGAUGUUGAUCUUCAGCCAGGGGACUUUGUUGUCAGCGUUAUCACGAUGGACUAUGGGAUGAAGGAAAAGAACCCCAUCAAUAACGUGCGUUUUUACUGCAAGGAUGACCCAACAAAAGCCAUAAAAAUCAAUAAAAACCAGGUGUCUAAACUUCUCCCAGAGCGCUUUGCUGAACAACUGAUCAGGGUGUACUGCAAGAAGACAGAUGAGAAGAACCUGGAGGCUGCCAAGAAGCACUUUGUUCAGUGGUGCAUGAACAGGAACUUCUCAAAGCCUCAGGACGGUGAUGUCAUAGCACCUGAGCUGACUCCUCUGAAACCCAGCUGGUGCACCAACAAUGAAGACGAGGACAGUGAUAGCUGCAGCUCCAAAGAAACAAACGUUCACAUGAACGGAGUCAAGAAAGCCAAGACUCAACUUAACUUUCAGUGAACGGAGAGAGACAGCUGCCCCUUGUUGCACAUUAGAAGUAAACAGAUGAGUGUUACAUGACAAGUAUAUUUUUCUACAAGUCAAGUUCGUUGAAGAGCCCAGAAAAUAGCUUUUUAUACAAAACACAGAAAGUAGAAGAGAACGAUUUAGUGAAACAGUGCUAGACAAGGUUUGUUUCAGAAAAAUAAGGUUCAAUUUAGCAAUAUACAUAUUUAUUUUAUUUUUAAUUGGUUUAAUUUGUCAAAUAUUCAUUAGGCAGCUUAAAGGCCUUUUAUAAUUUUCAACACAGUAUCUUCAUCAAAUUUUACUCAGCCUUUAAUAACCUCCAUCAUAGACUGCUACAUUUAAAGAAACAGCUCUGCAUAUUUAAAGUGUUUUUACAUUUUAUUUGUAUUAUUUGAGAUGAGGGAGGAACUCCCUUUCUAUUUAUUUCAUGUAGAGUUGUGUUUUGGUUGAAUUUUUUUGAUACAACUUUAUUUAUUGUUUCUCCAGAAAAUAUCUUUGCUUGCUCCUCUUUGCCUGGCAAAGAUUGAAACAUUUUAAUGUUUACCUUCUACUAAAUCAUGUAGUGGCCUCAUCAGAUCUUUGCUUUAAAAACAACUGAUAAUGUUGGUUGCUGUGGUUUUUGAAUGUAACCCUUGUGAAGGUUUGAGAAACAAAAUCUGUUGAAGUAAACUCUUCAGAAUUGAGAGGACAACAAAAAGUCAUCUGAAGCUACACAAGUUGUUUUGUCUGAUUGUUUUACAUAACUCAUUCUAAAGGCUGCAGAGAAACAGGUGAAUUCUUGGUGACUGAUUGCAUUAAGAAUUACAAUCACAAGCUGCAAAGAAAUUUGAUAUUAUGUUCAUGCCAGUUUCACCAUCACACUGUUUGACUUCAGCCCAAUCAUGCUGGGCAUUUUAAACUGCUUGUUCAAUUAACAUGAAACAAUCAGAUAUAUCUGUGUUAUGCUUAUGUUAUGAUGCUAUAUCUUUCCUUUUCAGGAAUUGAAACUGGUGGGCUGAUAAUUCAUUUUAUAAGACAAAUGGAUUCAAUUAAUAUGCAGCUAGAGUGAAAUUCAUUCAAGGUGUGAAGAGGUAGAUACAACCAUUUUGAAAUAAAACCCUUCUAAAUCUCUGUUUCUGAUAGUGAUAAGUAAACAACUCUUAGUGUCGAGUUACUUUACUACAGGAAUCCAUUGACCACAUAAUGAGAACAAGUUGGUCUGGAUUUAAAGGGCUCCAACAGUCAAUGAUGUGAUGAACCUGUUUCAUUCUUGGCAUGAGUUUGUUUUGUUCCAGGUGAUGAAAAAUAACAAUGAAGCAUCAGCUGUUGUACUAUCUCACGUUCAGUAACAGGUGUGUUCAAAUAUUUUUCAUUCUUAGCAUCAAGCCUUCCAUUGUUGGUCUGGAUUAUUGAAACCAGGUGUUGCCCAUAGUUUUGAAACUUCAUAUGUUUGUGUGGCAAGCAUCUUAAGAGGCAAGGGAGCAAUUAAAACAUCAUUUUCUUGGGAUUUCUGGCUUCAGCUGUGGUAUUAUUUCAACUUUUUCAAUGUUAAUCAGGUGCUCCCUAUUGUAUACCAUCCUGUUGCUAUGAUUACGCAUCAUAACAAAAAUAGUAAAACGAUGAUAAAUGUUGCCCAAAAUCAGUCCAACUGCACAGUGUCCAAACAAGAAUGAACAGUUGUCCAAACAGCUAUUUUCCUCCAAUACGCAGGAAUGAAAGUUUGAAAAUGAGAAAAUAUCUCAAUGUUGGUUGCUGUGGUUUUUGAAUAUAACCCUUGUGAAGGUUUCAGAAUAAAAUCUGUUGAAAUAAACUCUUCAGAAUUGAGAGGACACCAUAAAGUCACCUGAAGCUGAAGAAGAAAGACAACUUGUUUUGUCUGAUUGUUUUACAUAACUCAUGCUAAAAGCUGCAGAGAAACAGGUGAAUUCUUGGUGACUGAUUGCACAAAGAAUUACAAUCACAAGCUGCAAAGAAAUCUGAUAUGUUCAUGUCAGUAUCACCGUCACACUGUUUGACUUCAACCCAAUCAUGCUGGGCAUUUUAAACUGCUCGUUCAAUUAACAUAAAACAAUCAGAUCUA
Molecule: messenger RNA, 4123 nt
Organism: Gambusia affinis (western mosquitofish)
Lineage: Eukaryota; Metazoa; Chordata; Actinopteri; Cyprinodontiformes; Poeciliidae
Gene: samhd1a
Product: SAM domain and HD domain 1
Exons: 16
Coding region: 175-2058 (627 amino acids)
Biological process (GO): defense response to virus; regulation of innate immune response; dGTP catabolic process
Cellular component (GO): nucleus
Molecular function (GO): protein binding; dGTPase activity
Source: RefSeq, a predicted model, not a curated record